This is a messenger RNA of Cinclus cinclus, 2586 nucleotides long. RefSeq names its product ubiquitin specific peptidase 13 (gene USP13). NCBI's taxonomy places the organism in Eukaryota, Metazoa, Chordata, Aves, Passeriformes, Cinclidae. Gene Ontology annotation, molecular function: zinc ion binding; protein binding; cysteine-type deubiquitinase activity. Bases 1 to 2586 code for a protein of 861 amino acids. The transcript has 21 exons. The record is from RefSeq and is a predicted model, not a curated record. Gene Ontology annotation, biological process: protein deubiquitination.
AUGCAGCGGGCCGCGCUCUUCCGCGGCGGCGAUGCGCAGAUGGCCGCCGGGGACCUGGGCGAGCUGCUCGUCCCCUACAUGCCCACGAUCCGGGUGCCCAAGUCAGGGGACCGGGUCUACAAGACGGAGUGUGCCUUCUCCUACGACUCUCCCGAUUCAGAAGGAGGUCUCUAUGUGUGCAUGAACACGUUUCUGGGAUUUGGAAGGGAGCACAUCGAGAGGCAUUACCGGAAAACAGGACAGUGUGUCUAUCUGCACCUGAAACGACACGUGAUAGAGAAGGUACCAGGAGCAUCUGGUGGAGCUUUACCAAAAAGGAGGAAUGCCAAGCUAUAUUUAGAUCUGGAGAUAAGCAGUGAUCUCAACAGUGAUGACUUUGAGUAUGAGGAUGAAGCAAAACUUGUUAUCUUUCCUGAUCACUAUGAAAUCUCACUACCCAACAUAGAAGAGCUACCAGCACUGGUGACGAUAGCUUGUGAUGCACUCCUCAGUGCAAAAUCACCCUACAGGAAGCAGGAACCUGACUCCUGGGAAGAAGAGCUGCAGGCAUCUAAACAUGCUAAAACACUUGUACAAUUAGACAAUGGUGUUAGAAUUCCUCCCAGUGGGUGGAAGUGCUCCAAGUGUGACCUGCGGGAGAACCUGUGGCUGAACCUGACUGAUGGUUCUGUGCUCUGUGGGAAGUGGUUCUUCGAUGGCAGUGGGGGCAAUGGACAUGCCAUGGAGCACUACAAGGAGACAGGUUAUCCCCUGGCAGUGAAGCUGGGAACCAUCACUCCUGAUGGAGCAGAUGUCUAUUCCUUUGAUGAAGAGGAGCCGGUUUUAGAUCCACAUAUAGCAAAACAUUUGGCACACUUUGGAAUUGAUAUGCUGCAGAUGCAAGUGACAGAGAAUGGGCUAAGAGAUAACGACAUAAAGCCAAGAGUCUCAGAAUGGGAAGUGAUUCAGGAAGCUGGCGUGAAGCUUAAGCCCAUGUAUGGCCCAGGAUACACUGGCAUGAAGAACCUGGGAAAUAGCUGCUACCUCAAUGCUGUCAUGCAAGCCAUUUUCAGCAUCCCAGAGUUCCAGCGAGCGUAUGUGGGAAACCUUCCACGAAUAUUUGACUACUCCCCUCUUGAUCCAACACAAGAUUUCAACACUCAGAUGGCUAAACUGGGACAUGGCCUCCUUUCAGGCCAAUAUUCUAAGCCACCCAUGAAAUCUGAGCUUAUUGAGCAGGUGAUGAAAGAAGAACACAAGCCUCAACACAAUGGAAUAUCUCCUCGAAUGUUCAAGGCUUUUAUAAGUAAAGGCCACCCAGAAUUUUCCUCUAAUAGACAACAAGAUGCACAGGAAUUUUUCCUACAUCUUAUAAAUCUAGUAGAGAGGAACCCUGUGGGUUCAGAAAACCCCAGUGAUGUUUUCCGGUUCCUGGUGGAGGAGCGCACGCAGUGCUGCCAGUCCAGGAAGGUGCGCUACACGGAGAGGGUGGACUACAUCAUGCAGUUACCUGUGGCCAUGGAGGCAGCAACAAACAAAGAUGAAUUAAUUGCCUAUGAAUUGAAGAGGCGAGAAGCAGAAGCUGCAAGGAGACCUCUGCCAGAGCUGGUCCGUGCCAAGAUCCCAUUUAGAGCAUGUCUGCAGGCCUUUUCUGAACCAAGCAAUGUAGAGGAUUUCUGGAGCAGUGCCCUUCAAGCAAAAUCUGCAGGAGUUAAGACUUCCCGUUUUGCUUCCUUUCCUGAGUACUUAGUGGUGCAGAUAAAGAAAUUCACCUUUGGCCUUGACUGGAUACCCAAAAAGCUUGAUGUUUCUAUAGACAUGCCUGAUUUCCUGGAUAUCAGUCACCUUCGGGCCAGGGGGCUCCAGCCAGGAGAAGAGGAGCUCCCAGACAUUGCUCCUCCCAUUGUCAUUCCUGAUGACCCAAAAGAUCACAUGGCGAACCAUUUUGUGGAGUCCCUAGAUAUUGAUGAAUCUUCAGUUAUGCAGCUGGCAGAGAUGGGCUUUCCUUUGGAAGCAUGUCGGAAAGCUGUGUACUAUACAGGCAACCUGGGUGCUGAAGUUGCUUUCAACUGGAUCAUUGCACACAUGGAAGAACCAGACUUCGCUGAGCCAUUGGUCACACCUGCAUUUGGAGAAGUUGCUUCCAGUGGGGCAGCUGCUUUAGGAGCUGUAGGGCUAGAUAACCAGCCUCCUGAAGAGAUGGUUGCAAUUAUCAUUUCCAUGGGAUUCCAAAGGAAUCUAGCGAUUCAGGCGCUGAAGGCGACAAACAAUAACUUGGAGCGUGCACUGGAGUGGAUCUUCAGCCACCCUGACCCUGAGGAAGAAAGCGACCCUGCCUUGGACACGAUGGAUAUGGAGAACCAUGCUAAUGCCAAUAUCCUUGCAGACACAGGGUCUGAGGGACCCAGGAUCAAAGAUGGCCCUGGAAGGUAUGAGCUGUUCGGGUUCAUCAGCCACAUGGGAACAUCCACAAUGAGUGGCCACUACGUUUGUCACCUCAGAAAGGAAGGAAGAUGGGUGAUCUACAACGACCUUAGAGUCUGUGCCUCAGAGCGACCUCCCAAAGAUCUGGGCUACAUUUAUUUUUACCACAGGAUACCAAGUUAG